AGGAUUGGUGGUUGAAUUGUGACUUCAGCUGAACAGAAAAAACCCACUUCCUCUUCUCAGCGCAACUUACAGAAGUACACUGAAGAAGUUCACAGUCAGUGUAUCUUCCAGUCAUGUUCAGUUUCAGCACUGCGACUCUGCUUCCUCAAAAACAGUUGUUUUUCUUCAUUUUAAUGGGUCUUUUUGCAGAAUUCUCUGCAGCUGACUACAGCAAUGUAUCAGUGUACAAAGGACAGCUGGUCAUUCUUAACUGCAGCAUAAGCAAAGAGAAUGUAACGCAAAUCAACUGGCACAAGGAUGGAUCUUUUCUUUAUGCACAUUUAUUCUCAGAGAAUCAAACUGUAAAUAAUAUCACAUCUCACAGACUGAUCAUUGACUCAGCUCUUCAAACAGAGCUGAAAAUUUUUAAUGUUGAAUAUGAUGAUGCAGGACUCUACAAUUGUACUUUUGCUACCAGAAAAGGAACAAAGUUUGUUAUAUGGAGUUUAUUCAUAUCUGAAAAACACACCGAUUCCUCAUCACAACAGGGUUUUUUUCUUUACCUACUCAUACCUGUAUGUGCACUACUUCUGUGUGGUGCGACUUUGGCAGUCUGCUUCUACAGAAAACUGAAGAAUAGGACAGAGAAUCUGGACUCGGUUAGCAGGCAGACGGUGGUUUAUGAGGUGCCUGAUGUGUUGAGAGAACAGGUGGACGUAUCUCAGCGUCACGCUUAUACAGACCGCAGAAGACAUCAAAAGCACAGGAGUCAGUACUUUGAGAGGCUCAAUCUCAUAUAUGAGUCAACUUAGCUGCCGAUCAAGAAACACGACAUGUGGUCAGAAGAGGACUGACACAUUGCACAGAAUAAACUCAGUCCUAUUGAGAUAAUGAGUUGAAAGAUGAGCAGUAAUGAUAGAAACAGCGCAAUCUAUUACAAUUUUCCGUUCUCAUAACCACAGCAGUGCUUGUUUUAUCACUGGAACAUAUGUGUGACAUAUAUAAAAAAAAAAAGAGUAAAGACUGUCGAAUGUAAAAGUGAACAAAUAAUCUGUAAACAUAAAGGGGCACAAAGUGUAUAGAAUGUGUUGAAAUAGUUGUCCAGCAGAUGGCAAUAAACACAUCUGUUGUGGAAAAAUCACUAAAUCUGUAUGUAAAAAUAUCUUUACAUACAGAUGUGUGGAAAAAUAUGCAAAUCAGACUACUGAUAUAAAGUUGUAGAAACAAUGUGGGACGGGGGCUUUUAAUAUUAAGUGGUUCAAGGUUCCUUUAUUGUCACUGUCAUGUUUCACAUGCAAAUGAAAUUUGUCAUCAGGACCAGUGGCAUUAUAUCAUAAUGAAAAGAUAGCACUAAAAUCAAGAAUAAAUAAUUGCUGAACUAAAAACAUAUGAAUGAUAAAAUAUGUUAAAAAAAAAAAAUUUGCACAAUCCACCUUCAGUCUAGUGCAACAAUCAAACAAACACCAAGUCAUAAAAGGCCACACAGCAGGCUAAAGCAAUGUAAAGUGCAGUGCUCAAUAAGUCCUGGAGUUGAUUAGUCUUACAGCCUCUGGAUAGAAGCUAAAUUUGGGCCUGGUUGUUCUUGCCUUGAUGCUCCGCAGCCUCCUGCCAGGGGGAAAAAUUCAAACAGUUUCUGGGCCGGGUGGGUGGUAUCAGCCAUGACGUGAGAAUGGAGUUGUGCCCUCCAUUGGAUACAUUUGAGGGCUCACUGUACAAGACACAACAAAGUUGCAGUUAGAGAGCAAUAUGUGCUGCCUUAAAGACAUCUUUUCCAGGUAAAUUAAUGGAUUUUUCAACAAGACGAUGCAAAACCACAUUCUGCACACAUUACAAAGGUAUAGCUGCAGGAGAAUGUUAUGUUGGAACGCGGGUUAGAGGAGCGAACCUGCGUCUGACAAGGACCCAGCGCUAAAUCAACAGAGAGCGGUUCCAGAAAACUGAUUUAUUUACAAGUGCUGUUCAUAAACAAUGUGAAUUAAUGGCCUGGCGGGGUGGAGGACAACGCGCUCCUCCCAGCGCCCAAAAGGGAUUGGAGCCCGACAGUUCUGGACCCAGGAAUUCCCGCCGGCACCCCCCAGGUGGUUAACGAGUCAAGACGGUGCCCGUUAAGGACAAGAGGUGAGGUAAGUCAACACUGUUCACACAAAUACUGUUUAG
This is a messenger RNA of Thalassophryne amazonica, 2136 nucleotides long. RefSeq lists its product as uncharacterized. The transcript has 5 exons. NCBI's taxonomy places the organism in Eukaryota, Metazoa, Chordata, Actinopteri, Batrachoidiformes, Batrachoididae. The record is from RefSeq and is a predicted model, not a curated record. The coding region runs from base 114 to 791 and encodes 225 amino acids.